This is a messenger RNA of Malania oleifera, 1580 nucleotides long. RefSeq names its product nuclear transcription factor Y subunit A-3-like. The record is from RefSeq and is a predicted model, not a curated record. The transcript has 6 exons. NCBI's taxonomy places the organism in Eukaryota, Viridiplantae, Streptophyta, Magnoliopsida, Santalales, Ximeniaceae. Gene Ontology annotation, biological process: regulation of transcription by RNA polymerase II. Gene Ontology annotation, molecular function: DNA-binding transcription factor activity, RNA polymerase II-specific; RNA polymerase II cis-regulatory region sequence-specific DNA binding. Gene Ontology annotation, cellular component: CCAAT-binding factor complex. Bases 358 to 1329 code for a protein of 323 amino acids.
UUUGUCACAGCAAAGCCAAUUCAGCGAGAGAGAGAGAGAGAGAUGGGGAGCUGCAAGUGAGGAGACAUGCCCAAGUUCAUCCCAACACCUUCAUUCUUUGCUUCUCCUAAGCUGAUCACCAGAUCCCGAAGCCUUUGCGAUAUCAUGUACAUUUUAUUAUAAAUGUGGCAGCCCAUUGAAUUCAAAUGUUAUGUUUUCUUCAAGCUACUAAUGUUACAUUGGGUCUAAAAGGCAUGCCUAUUUGUUGCAAGUAUCUGGAGAGUUGGGCAUUGCAAUUCACUAAGCACUGACAACGUAGAUAAUAAGAAGAGUUCGAACUUUUCCAAGAGAAGUAUUGAUCAAACUUCUGUCCAUUCAAUGUCCCAUCUCGCUGUUAAUUAUCCAUCAUGGUGGAGUUCUAAUGGACAGAAAAUUCAACAAUCUUUGUCCAAGAAUUUAAGCUUGCACGUGGAAUCUCCACUCCAACUUUGUCAGAACACAAAGCAUUUCGGCUUUCAACUCUAUGAGCAGGAUUCAUCCUCAUCCCAAUCAACUGGUAAAUCACACCAUGAACUGGGUGCCAUGGGAGGAGGGAGCAAUUCUCAAGAUCAAUGUGUUUCUUCAGAAUCUGGUCAAGAUGAAAGUCAUGGAAAGCUUUCAGAUGGUCAAAUUAAGCCAUUUCUUUUUGUGGGUAAUCCAGAUUUUGCCUUUAACCCUUCACAAAUUGAUUGUAGCCAUUCGACGACUCGUAUUUCCUAUCCUUAUGCCGAUCCUUACUUUGGUGGUGGGCUAUUAAAUGCAUAUGGACCACAUGCUAUUCCUCACCAGAUUCAGCCACAGAUGGUGGGGAUGGCACCUGCACGAGUCCCGCUGCCUCUUGAACUUGCAGAAGAUGGGCCCAUAUAUGUUAAUGCGAAACAAUACCAUGGAAUCCUCAGGAGGAGACAAUCACGUGCAAAGCUCGAGGCCCAAAACAAACUCAUUAAAACCCGAAAGCCAUAUCUUCACGAAUCUCGGCAUCUCCAUGCAUUAAAUCGUGUGAGGGGAUCUGGUGGACGUUUUCUCAGCACAAAGAAGCCCCAAAAACCAGGCCAGGAUCCUCCCAUCUGGGACUCAGCUCACUUCCAUCCAAAUGGGGACAGAUCCGGACCUGGAGGUCGUCAAUCUGAACAAGGGAAAUGUGUUGCUUCCUACUCUGACAUCCUGAGUCACUCCAACGGCGGUGUUAUUUUUCGGCAGACGGAACAAAGGUUCUCGGGCGUUUCUCCAAUGGGUGGAGCCGCCACGCAAGGCAGUGGUGGUGGGCUUAUGUGCAACAUAACUCAGCACUGUUCUCCCGUUGUCAGGUGAGGUGGGAGGAAGUCACCUGCACCGGCAAAUCAUCCUUGGCUGUUUUUCGUUUCAAUGUUUUUGGCUAGCUAAGACCAUGCACAGAUCUGCCCUAUGUACUAAAUUAUAUCUGCACUACCUCCUAGGUCAGUUAACGUGGUUUGGACAUUUCGUACUUUUCUGCAUGUGUGAUUCAUCAUCUUGGGUCUGAAAAAGUACAAGCAGUAGACAGGGCUUAGCUGAUGAAGUCAUGCCCUGAUUUUCUAUCGGAA